CGCUGCCAUCAUCGUCAUAGAUCUACCGCAAACCUUGACUUGAACUAUUCGGUGCGGUGAAAUUACAGCGAGACGUGUUUCUGCAGGGAAGACUCGUGAGCCUCAAUUUCCACUUAUCCGGAGUCUGCUGUCCGAAGAAAAAGAACGGCUGUGCGAUGCGCCUCUGGGUGGCUCUGUUGUUGGUGGCUCUAUUGGUUGUACAACUCGAUGCGCAGGCCAAUGAUGAUGAUUUCUCAGAAUUCGAGGACAUCGAAGACGAAUCCAGUCAGGCCCCCAAACCCCAGAGCGGCGAGUUUCAACCACUCAGGCAGCCGGCUGCCAGCGCCGAAGAUUUUAAAGAAGACGUUUUCAUCGAAGAUGAAGACAGUGAGAAUCCGGACGUCGACUUCGAUCAUUUCCAAGACUCCGAAGAGUUCGAAGGACACGACAGUGUACAAAAUCCGCAAUCGAGUGCCGAGAACCGGGUGAAUCAGCCCCAGAGCGAUAAAUCGAGCGACUUGAAGAUCAAAACGGUACCUUUCCAUCUCGGUAAUACUUGGUCCAGCUACUACAUGGAACUCCUCAUGCUGGGCGCACUGGUUAUUUACUUCAUGAACUUCCUGAGCGGGCGCAGCAGGAACGCUAAUAUCGCAAACGCGUGGCUCGAAGCUCAUCGAUCGAUUCUCGAAAGCAAUUUCGCACUUGUCGGGGACGAUGGAACAGUUGAAGUGCAGAGCCACGGCUUCCGAAAAGAAGCGGAGCAUUGUUAUCUCCUAUGGUGCUCAGGACGGCAAUUCGUUGAAGGGAUGCUUGUAGAACUCAGAAUGAUUAAACGCCAGUGCCUCGUCGGCGUCAUCGGUCAUAUGAUGAGACCAUCGUCGGAUCAAGCGAUUUUCCAGCUGACCCUCGACGCUAUGGAGCCAAUGGUCUUCUGUCUGGUGUCGAGGAAAUCUUCGACUCAGAAGUUCAUCAAGGACUUCAUCGAUAUAUCUACUUACUGCCCAGACCGAAGGAAUCUCCCGGACAAAGCCGCUCGUGAGCUGGGAGAUAAUUUUGUUGUUCACUCCGAGAUCGCAGAAGUUACUCUGUCAAUUUUACAAGAUGUGCGCAUCGUUUCCCUGUUGGCGCAAUUCAAAGAUCUCGUCGAGUUACUUCAUAUUUCGGACCAAUACAGUCCAGAGAAACCCAAUAGCGAGGAGAUUAAGCUGAAGCGACCGAAAAUCGAAAAGACCAUCCUCCUCCAUGUGAACUUGCCGGGCCGCGGUCGAGCUUCUGACGGGGACAUGGAGGGUGUGACUGAUCUUUUGAAAUUGUGCCUCUACAUUGCCGACAAGAUAUCGCGACUUAAGCUGAGUAAAGAAUCGAAGACCAAGGCCGACAAGAACCGUCAGAAAACAGAAGAAAUACACCUGAAAUACACGCACGCUCAACGACAGGAAAUGGCUCAACAGCGCCGCGAAGAGAGGAUUCGUAUGGAACGCGAGAGAAUUUUGGCCGAGGACGAUCCCGAGAAGCAGAGACGUCUGGAGAUGAAGGAACAGAAACGUCUCGCUAAGAAGAAUACGCCCAAACUCAAACAAAUGAAGGUCCGCGCGAUGUGAAUCGUUCGUCGCAGCGAACUAAUCUCUAGAAGAGCGAUGGGAUAUCCGAAUGGCUAGACGCACACGACAAGUCGAGGGAUCCUAAACGACAAGAUGUGGAUUGGCGCCUGCUGUGGAAGAAUCAUGAACGUACAGCCGAAUCGAUCUUCGACUGACUGCGCAAGUGUCGAACGCCCCGUUCCUUGAUCGUAGUCUUCGUGGUGAUCCCCAGAAUAAUAUAUUAGAGAAUACUGUUAAAGACUUCCGGGGUCCCGGAUACCGGAGGUCAGGAAGCAGCUGAGCGAUAAGUCUCCUUUCUGGUGAGGCAGUCGUCCGCCUUUCACAAAUAUCUGCCAUCGGAAUUCGAUCCUUGAUCCCGAUAGGAUCCGAGCAUCAUGAAGGGAGUUCUUGGGAUCCGCGGCUGCGCUGGCCUCUCGGGUUUCGGCCAUCUUCGCGCCGCAAGACCGCCAAAAUAACUUAAAUACAAUAAAGAAGAAGAGUGUUUUUUAUGAA
Galendromus occidentalis (western predatory mite) is the source of this 2072-nucleotide messenger RNA. RefSeq names its product coiled-coil domain-containing protein 47. Gene Ontology annotation, cellular component: endoplasmic reticulum. Gene Ontology annotation, biological process: endoplasmic reticulum calcium ion homeostasis. Bases 156 to 1580 code for a protein of 474 amino acids. The record is from RefSeq and is a predicted model, not a curated record. Gene Ontology annotation, molecular function: calcium ion binding. Lineage: Eukaryota; Metazoa; Arthropoda; Arachnida; Mesostigmata; Phytoseiidae. The transcript has 8 exons.